AGACCUUUCGCCCCAGAUGCUCUCGGAGAUGAGGGAGACAAACCAGGUUCUCCGGCAGAUCACAGAACUGCUGAAACAGCAGAUCAAGGAGCUCACCUUCUUGAAGAACACGGUGAUGGAGUGCGAUGCUUGUGGGAUCGGUACAGGAGCGACUGGCCCCGGCAUCAGCGUGGCGGCUCUUAAUCGCUGCUACCCGAAUCCUUGCUUCCCCGGCGUCACAUGCACAGACACCCCCACCGGCUACCGCUGUGGGGCCUGUCCUCUGGGCUACACGGGCAACGGGACCCACUGCACUGACAUCGACGAGUGUGCAGCGAACCCCUGCUUCCCCAGAGUCCAGUGCGUCAACACAGCCCCCGGCUUCCACUGCAACCCCUGCCCUCCCGGCUACACUGGCCCCAUACUGGAAGGAGUCGGUCUGGCUUUCGCCAGGGCAAACAAGCAGGUCUGCAAUGAUGUCAACGAGUGUGAGACAGGGAUGGGCAGAUCCUGUGUCCCCAAUUCCAUCUGCAUCAACACUCGGGGCUCCUACAAGUGUGGGGCGUGCAAGCCUGGCUUCACAGGGGACCAAGUUUCCGGCUGCCGCAGCAAGAUGGAGAGAAGGUGUCCCAAUGGAGAUCUCAGCCCCUGUCACGAGAAAGCGGACUGCAUUGUGGAACGCGAUGGAACACUCAGCUGUGUGUGCAUGGUUGGGUGGGCCGGUAAUGGCUUCAUCUGCGGCAAAGACUCCGACAUUGACGGCUUUCCUGAUGAGAAGCUUCGCUGCACAGAUAAGAAGUGCCGCAAGGAUAACUGUGUGACGGUCCCCAACUCCGGGCAAGAGGAUGCGGACAGAGAUGGAAUAGGAGACGCCUGCGAUGACGACGCAGACGGCGAUGGGAUAAUAAACACUGAGGACAACUGUGUGUUUGUGCGCAACUCAGACCAGCGCAACAGCGACCAGGACAGCUUUGGUGACGCCUGUGACAACUGCCGGAACGUGAAGAACAACGACCAGCGAGACAGUGAUGGAGACGGCCGGGGGGACUUGUGUGACGAUGACAUGGACGGAGACAAGGUUAAAAAUGUCCUGGACAACUGCGUGAGGACCCCCAAUCCAGACCAGAGGGACAGCGACGGUGACGGGGUUGGAGACGUUUGCGACAGCUGCCCCUUGAUCAGCAACCCGGACCAGAAAGACACUGACCACGAUCUCGUCGGGGACCUGUGUGAUACCAACCAAGACCGAGAUGGGGACGGCCACCAGGACUCCAGGGACAACUGCCCCUCGGUGCCCAACAGCUCCCAGCUGGACUCUGACCAGGACGGGAUCGGGGACGAGUGCGACGAGGACGACGACAACGAUGGCAUCCCUGACCGCAGGCCCCCCGGACCAGACAACUGCCGCUUGGUCCCUAACCCUGGGCAGGAAGACACAGACAGAGACGGCACUGGGGACGCCUGCCAGGGCGACUUUGAUAAGGACCUGGUGGUCGACCGCAUAGACGUCUGCCCAGAGAAUGCCCAGGUGACGCUGACUGACUUCCGGGCGUUUCAGACGGUGGUGCUGGAUCCCGAGGGAGAUGCGCAGAUUGAUCCCAACUGGAUCGUCCUCAACCAGGGAAUGGAGAUUGUUCAGACCAUGAACAGCGACCCAGGUUUGGCAGUCGGGUACACCGCAUUCAACGGGGUGGACUUCGAGGGCACCUUCCACGUGAACACGGCCACGGACGACGACUACGCCGGCUUCAUCUUUGGAUACCAGGACAGCGCCAGCUUCUACGUGGUCAUGUGGAAGCAGAUGGAGCAGACCUACUGGCAGGCGAACCCCUUCCGGGCUGUGGCGGAACCGGGGAUCCAGCUCAAGGCAGUGAAGUCCAAGACGGGCCCUGGUGAAUACCUCCGCAACUCCCUCUGGCACACUGGGGACACGGCCAACCAGGUCAAGCUGCUCUGGAAAGACCCUCGCAACGUCGGCUGGAAGGACAAGACCUCCUACCGCUGGUUCCUGCAGCACCGGCCCCAGGUGGGCUACAUCCGGGCGCGCUUCUACGAGGGCCCUGAGCUGGUGGCCGACACAGGCGUUGUCCUCGACACCACGAUGAGAGGCGGGCGCCUGGGGGUCUUCUGUUUCUCCCAGGAGAACAUCAUCUGGUCCAACCUGCGGUAUCGCUGCAACGACACGAUCCCAGAGGACUACGAAUCUUACCGGAACCAGCAAGACUACUAAGCGCCUUUUAGGGUUGGCCCGAGACUCACAUACUCACCCCUCUGCUUUCUGCUCUUUUUACGAUAUAUCAGAUUAUGGACAGUCCUGCAAAACCUUGCAGCAGCCGCCCAGCCGCCCUCUGGCAUCGCUGCGCCUCCCUUUCCCUAGUAACCGGAAGCCCCCUUAGAAUCCCUCACUGGCCACGAAUCUGCUGAAUGUUCUGCACCAUGCAGAAGAGCAAAAGCUAAUCCAGCUGUUCCAGCGGAGGCGCUUGAGAACAUGGAGGGGAGAGGCUGGCCAGGAGAAGCUCCCCAAGCACUCG
Podarcis raffonei (Aeolian wall lizard) is the source of this 2510-nucleotide messenger RNA. RefSeq names its product cartilage oligomeric matrix protein (gene COMP). NCBI's taxonomy places the organism in Eukaryota, Metazoa, Chordata, Lepidosauria, Squamata, Lacertidae. The coding region runs from base 17 to 2209 and encodes 730 amino acids. The record is from RefSeq and is a predicted model, not a curated record. The transcript has 18 exons. Gene Ontology annotation, cellular component: extracellular region. Gene Ontology annotation, molecular function: calcium ion binding. Gene Ontology annotation, biological process: cell adhesion.